CUCUGUCCUGGCUCCCGCCGCCACGAGGCUAGGGUGGAGAGCGGGCUGACAGGGGCCUUCCACCCGCCGCAGGUUGGGGGCCCGACUGCUGCCGUCACCGCCUUUUGUGUGGGCCUCGCUGGUGCAGGCAGGGAUACCCCCACCCAGCCCAGCGCGGGAUUUCUCACAGCGCGGCGGCGGGCAGGCCGCAGGGCACCGUCAGUGCACCGGCCAGCGGGGCCGCCGGAGCCGUCCCAUGGGGAGAGGCGAACGGCGGGACGGGCCUGGCCGCGGACUGUGGCGGCGGCCGCUGUCCUUCGAGCUCCCCGGCGACCCCCGGGCCCGCCGCGCCGUUCCCUGAGCGGCUUCAGCCUUGGCCCGGCGGUGGGAGGCGGGAGAGGGCCUCACCAUGCCGGAGCAGGCCGUGCUGCGGGCUGCUGUUCCAGUUUGAAAGUACCUCUGAGUUCUUGUCUGCUUUCCUGGAAUGGUUGUCGUUUCCCACCUCCCACGGAGGAAUGAAUUAGGCUCGGAGCUGGCGCCUGCUCAGGUACCCGUGCAGAGCCCUCGGUAAGCCAAGAGAGAGCUGUACCCUGGGCUGCUUCCCUUGCCCUUUCCAAGUGUGAGCACAUCACAGCCAGCAUGGAGAAGGACCUCUUCUUGUCUUCAAGGCACUCGCUUCUGCCUCCUGUUCUUUUGAUGAAAAAAGAAAAAGCCAAACCAAAUUAGUCCACAAAGAACUUGUGCUGAUCCAAGGAGGAGGCUCUGGAGUCUUAGUCACGUCUUUGCUUCUCAGGAUCCUGGCUGUGGUCUGGAUUUUCUGUCCUUGACUUCAGCAGAUCAGCUACAGGGAAUCAGGAUCUUGGAUACUUUCAAUUUUUGUUUUUACUUGAACCCUUUCCACCAAGAAACUGAAGCUGUUGCUGCUAAAAUCCCGUGGUUUUCCCCAAGCAUGUCAGAAAGCUGGCAGCAGCAACAGCAGCAACCACCACAGCCACCACAGCAGCACCACACUGGGGCAGCCGCCCUCCCAGAGCACUCCAUCCCAUCCAGCACUGCUGACAACCCCUUGGGCUGUUCUGUCUACGGCAUCCUGCUCCAGCCAGACCCUGGUCUGCAGCACCAGCAGCACACCUCCCUCCAGGCUGGCGAGCUAUCCCACAAAUGUGGAGUGUGUGGCCACGACCUUGCUCACCUCUCCAACCCCCAUGAACACCAGUGCUUGCCAGGCCAUGACCGUUCUUUCCAGUGUACUCAGUGCCUGAAGAUCUUCCACCAGGCCACUGACCUUCUUGAACACCAGUGCAUCCAGGUGGAGCAGAAGCCCUUUGUGUGCGGUGUCUGCAAAAUGGGCUUCUCCCUCCUGACCUCACUGGCGCAGCACCACAAUGUCCACAACAGCAAUGCCAUGAAGUGCUCUAUCUGUGAGAAAACCUACAAGCCCCCUGAGGCAGAGCAUUCACAGCCUCUCGAUGCCUCAGAGAAACCCUACAGCUGCUCCAUCUGUCAGAAAACUUUCAAGCACCUCUCGGAGCUGUCUCGGCAUGAGCGCAUCCACACGGGCGAGAAACCCUACAAGUGCACGUUGUGCAACAAGAGCUUCAGCCAGUCGUCCCACCUGGUGCACCACAAGCGAACGCACAGCUCAGAGCGGCCCUACAAGUGCACGGUGUGCGAGAAAACCUUCAAGCACCGCUCUCAUCUGGUGCGCCACAUGUAUGCACACUCUGGGGAGCACCUUUUCAAGUGCAACAUCUGCGAGCUGCACUUCAAGGAGUCAUCGGAGCUGUUGCAGCACCCCUGCACGCCCAGCGGGGAGCGGCCCUUCCGCUGCGGUGAGUGCCAGAAGGCUUUCAGGCGUCCGUCUGAUCUGCGGCAGCAUGAGCGCACACACAGUGAGGAGCGGCCCUUCAAGUGUGACCUGUGCCAGAUGAGCUUCAAGCAGCAGUACACACUGAUGCGCCACCGCCGCACACACAAGGCUGAGGAGCCCUUCAAGUGCAACCUGUGUGAGAAGGGCUUUGUGCAGCCCUCGCACUUGGUGUACCACCAGCACAUGCAUGGUAUAGAAAACCUCUUCAAGUGCAACAUGUGCCAGAAGGGCUUCAGCCAGUCCUUGGAGCUGCUGCGGCACAAGUGCAUGCAGAACGCAGAGCGUCCCUUCAAGUGCGGCAUAUGUAACAAGUCCUACAAGCGGGCCUCGGCGCUGCAGAAACACCAGCAGGCCCACUGCUCCGAGAAGCCCCUCAAGUGUGCACUCUGUGAGAGACGUUUCUUCUCCUCGUCAGAGUUCGUGCAGCACCACUGUGAUCCGGCCCGUGAGAAGCCCCUCCAGUGCCCUGACUGUGACAAGCGGUUCAGGUACGCCUCGGACCUACAGCGCCACCAGCGCGUGCACACCGGUGAGAAGCCCUACAAGUGCCCCUCCUGCGAGAAGGCCUUCAAGCAGCGUGAGCAUCUCAACAAGCACCACAGCGUGCAUGCUCGGGAGCAGCAGUACAAGUGCAUGUGGUGUGGGGAGCGGUUCCUGGACUUGGGCGUGCUGCAGGAGCACAGCAUCCAGCACACAGCUGAGGGUGCCUACCAGGCGGCUGCCUGCUUGUCAUGAACCUUCUGCCCCUUGGCAG
Messenger RNA from Pezoporus flaviventris, 2603 nucleotides. Its product is annotated as zinc finger protein 319-like. The coding region runs from base 929 to 2584 and encodes 551 amino acids. The transcript is spliced from 2 exons. Lineage: Eukaryota; Metazoa; Chordata; Aves; Psittaciformes; Psittacidae. The record is from RefSeq and is a predicted model, not a curated record.